CGAGGGUAUAGGCACCACCCGCUAGUGAAUAAGACCCUCCCUUGGCAUCACCUCGCUAACUUUCGGGAAUAACAUGAGUAAGGUAUCCACAAUGGUCGAUUGAUCAGGAUCAUGGCAAACAAGCUAGCGCCGUAUCCGAUGCAGGCUACUGAACUGGUGUCGGCCCUGGCCAAAGUCUAUGCUCGACUGGACACAAUAGGCUCCUGGCCCGAGACCAAGUGGGUAGCCGUCGGAGAGUUUAGAUUGACAGUACGACACUGAGCGCAUGGUUCUCGGGAGGACUUUGGACUUUCCACCUGCCAAGGCAGUCUUGUUCCUUGCUUGUUUAUUCGACUCGGUGACUCUUAGUAAAUGUGCCGAUGCAAUUCCGAGAGCCGUAUCCCUGGUUGAGAAAAAGGACCAUGAUCACUUGCCCUCUGCAAGUGGAAAUGAAAAGAUUGCACCCCUCCAAGGUAGUAAUAACGAGACGUACUAUGCAAUAGUAAUAGUUUCUGUCAGGAUCCCAGUGAAGCGCCAAUUGGGGACCUGUUUGGAAAGCAUCGAGUCAGCCAGAGCUCCCCGAGCGUAUGACGCAGUAAGAGCAUUGGGUGCGAUUAGAGAGGACCAGGUGGGCACCGAUGGGGCCUUUCGUAUCAAUCGGUGGGUGUAGUUCGGUAGGCGAGAUUAUUAUCCCACGCUCCUUGUUGGCCUGUGCCUGUUUGCUCACAAGGUACUACUACACGCAAGAGUAGUGGGUGGGGCCGU
Aspergillus brunneoviolaceus CBS 621.78 is the source of this 744-nucleotide messenger RNA. RefSeq lists its product as uncharacterized. The transcript has a single exon. Lineage: Eukaryota; Fungi; Ascomycota; Eurotiomycetes; Eurotiales; Aspergillaceae. Bases 266 to 649 code for a protein of 127 amino acids. The record is from RefSeq and is a predicted model, not a curated record.